ACCGAGCGGUCUGGUGCCUUAUAUAUAUAUUUUUAAAAAAGAACACUGGCUGAAAAUAUAAGAAUUUAUUAAAGUUCGUUAUAACUUUUCCUUUGGGUUCUACGUUUAAAAAGUUCCGCGCUCGGAAAGUGCUAAUUAACGUUAUCGUUAUUAGGUUACAACGUUAUGACGCUUAAAGUUUUAACGCUUAUUCUCGCGCUGACAGUGUGCUGUUACUGCGCUGAUAACGAAGUGCUGGUAGAGGAUGCUAGGGCUAAAAAGAAGAAAAAUUCCGCUCGAUUAUGGGCGAUGAUUCUAUUCUUCGUGAUUUCAAAAGUGGCGAUCUUCAAAGUGGUCUCAGUGAUGUUAUUCAUGGCAAUGUUUCAAAAGCUCUUCGCUUUUGCUGGUAUCUUCCUAAAACACUUCUUGAACCAGCGCCCAGAGACACCGCCUCACGUCUACGGACCACCGGCGGAAUAUAAUACUAUUCCGUAUAGUUACGGACCCCCUGAAACCGAGCAUAAACAACACCACCCUGGACAUGAAUUUGGGUUGCCAGCGUUAAAUGAUAUUGGGGGGUCCUUUAAUAAUUGGUUGUUUAAUAAGAAUCACUAGGGUUUAUGUUUAAGUUAUUUAAUAAAUGAUUUACUUGU
Messenger RNA from Hyposmocoma kahamanoa, 632 nucleotides. RefSeq lists its product as uncharacterized. The coding region runs from base 166 to 594 and encodes 142 amino acids. The transcript has 2 exons. NCBI's taxonomy places the organism in Eukaryota, Metazoa, Arthropoda, Insecta, Lepidoptera, Cosmopterigidae. The record is from RefSeq and is a predicted model, not a curated record.